This is a messenger RNA of Caenorhabditis angaria, 1093 nucleotides long. The record is from the annotation of a GenBank genome assembly. Lineage: Eukaryota; Metazoa; Nematoda; Chromadorea; Rhabditida; Rhabditidae.
AUGGCUGGAAUGCACUUUUUGGUCGGUAUUUCAACAGACGAUUAUGUGAUUUUGGCGGCCGACAAGGCGACGUUUGCGUAUGGCGCAAUUUUGGCAGAUUCUGGUGAGACUUUUUCAAAUUGGUAUUUUUAGUGAAACAUCAAUUUUCAAAGAUGUUUGGAGAACAGAGAAAUUCCCGAUGUAAUCUAGAAGCUGAGAGUAAAAAAUUCUUCAUAGAAAUAUUUUUCUUGUCUAACAAUAAAACCAUCAUUUCUUUCAGAAAACGACAAGGAAUAUCGAUUGGGCAAAAAAUUGACAAUGAUGUGUAUUGGAGAAGAAGGAGAUGUUGCUCAAUUCGGCGAUUGGACCAAGAGAAAUCUUCAACUUUAUUCGGUUCGAAAUGGCUAUGAAGUGUCGCCAGCCAGUGCGCAUCAUUUUGUGCGAAGAAGCAUUGCACACGGAUUGAGAUCUUCUGAUCGUUAUACAGUCGAUGUUUUGAUUGGUGGUUAUGAUGAGAAGGAGGAGAAGGCUUUCUUGGGAUCUGUUGAUUAUUUGGGAAAUGGAUUGGCUAAACAGGUAAGUGUUCUUGAAGAGAAAAAUAAAAACCAUGAAAAUUUAGAGACGAAAUACGGUAAAUUUCAGUUAAAAAUCAAAACUUUCAUUUUUUUUAAAUAAAUUUGUUUUUUCUCUCCCUAUCCCUUCAGAAACUCAUUUUUUCGAGCAAACACGUGGCAAUUUGCUCCCAAAGUCAAUUCACAUUUUAAAGAUCAUAUUUUCAGCCAUAUUUGUUCCGCGGUUUCUGUGGUCGUUUCUGCUAUGCAAUCAUGGAUCGAGAAUAUAAGAAAAGUGAGUGUUUUGUUGAAAGUCUCAGCGAAAAAUACAAAGAAUACGCUUAAAUUUUCAUCAAAAAUUACCAAACUUCCACUCUAAAUUCCCCAAAUUUUCUGGCAAAAAAUUAUUCAUUUUUGCAGAUAUGUCGGAAGCCGAAGGGUUAAUCAUGAUGAAAAAAUGCAUCGGAGAGGCAAAACGUCGUUUCGUCGCCAACAUUCCCGGCUACAAAGUUGUUAUCAUUGACAAAAAUGGAUAUCGAAAAUUGGAUGAUGUUCUUUUCUAA